UGUAGUACGAAGCAAUCAUGAACUUCAAGGUGUUGUGCUUACUCCUCGUUAGUGUCAGCGUCUACAACGCUGUUUAUGCAUCCGCCAGCUCGAAAUCGAUAAUAGAUGCUGGCGUAUCUAUACUUAAGGGUGUACUAGGUGGACAAAGUUCUUCGAAUUCGGAUUCAUCCGAGUCGAACGAACAAUCGUUGAGCUCCAACCCUCUGGACAAACUGCUCCCGUCGCUUUCCAGUGUAGACUGGAGCAAGGUGAACGCGUCGCUACUAAAGAUUUCGAAUGUACCGAAUAUCUCCUCUUCUCUGACACCCGCCAUUCAAGAGAGUAUCCAGCUUGCUAGAAACCUUACGGUGCGCGCGUUGGGUGGCACGAGUGACUUGACCAACGCCAUUCAACAUGCAACUGCGAACGCGAUUCGCGACGCCAGACCUGUUCAGGCCCUAUAUGCCUUGAGCAACACUAUUCUGAAGAUAUUCGCCAAAGUAGCUGCCAACACGCCAGAGGGCACUUCUCUGCUUGUAAUCCAGGAUGGCUUGGCUAUAGUCGCAAUUAUCGCCAAAGCUCUGACCCCUAUUAUCUUGGCUGCCCUGGCCUCGGGUUGAUAUAAUCGGAAGUUGCACGAAAUUUUAACGUAUCUAUGCUUAAGAGAAAAUGUAACUAACGCUGUAACUAUCAGUAGAUUGGAAAUAUGUAGUAUGGUAAUAUUAUAA
This is a messenger RNA of Eufriesea mexicana, 707 nucleotides long. RefSeq lists its product as uncharacterized. Lineage: Eukaryota; Metazoa; Arthropoda; Insecta; Hymenoptera; Apidae. The transcript has 2 exons. Bases 18 to 599 code for a protein of 193 amino acids. The record is from RefSeq and is a predicted model, not a curated record.